Messenger RNA from Juglans regia (Persian walnut), 1140 nucleotides. RefSeq lists its product as uncharacterized. NCBI's taxonomy places the organism in Eukaryota, Viridiplantae, Streptophyta, Magnoliopsida, Fagales, Juglandaceae. Bases 121 to 831 code for a protein of 236 amino acids. Gene Ontology annotation, biological process: protein histidyl modification to diphthamide; tRNA wobble uridine modification. The transcript has 3 exons. Gene Ontology annotation, cellular component: cytosol; nucleus. Gene Ontology annotation, molecular function: metal ion binding. The record is from RefSeq and is a predicted model, not a curated record.
ACGUACCUCGAAUACAAUAGCGUUGGGCAUCGUAUUGUACUUUUUAACUUCGCUGACUGACUCUCUUCCAAGUCCAAAGAAUCAAACACCUGAGAACACUCCAAAUCGGCCAUUGCGACGAUGUCGUUUACGAAGAUUACCAUGAUGGCGGUGGCGCUCUUGGCGUUAUCUGUUGGCGCGAGCGACAACAACCGGGUGUACUCACCGUGCUUGGACACGACGGUGGCAAGGUCUGACGGGUUUACUUUCGCGAUCGCGUUCGCGGCGAGGAACUCGUUCUUCUACAACAACACCCUCCAGCUGUCCCCCUGUGACAGCAGGCUCGGCCUCUCCUCCAACUCUCAGAUCGCACUCUUCAGGCCCAAGGUCGACGAGAUCUCCCUCCUCACCGUCAACUCUUCCUCCUUCACUCCGGACUCUUAUGGGUAUAUGGUUGCAUUUGCGGGUCGGAAGUAUGCUGCAAGGUCUACUCCUGCUUUUGUUGCAAAUAGUUCAUACACCGUAACUAGUUUUACUCUUGUGCUUGAGUUUCAGAAGGGCAGGCUGCAAAACUUGUAUUGGAAACGGGAUGGUUGCGCCAAAUGUUCUGGAAACUCUAACUUUGUCUGCCUCAACAACCAGGAUUGCGCAAUCAAAACAUCCAGUUGCAAGAUCCAUGGAGGCACUGUAGACUGCAGUCUUGGGAUACAAUUGGCAUUCUCCGGUACAGAUAAGCACCUUUCAGCUCUCAACUCAUGGUAUGAAGUGGAAAACCUUCGUCAGUACUCGCUUUAUGGCCUUUAUUCAAAUCUCAAGGAUUCUCUCACUAGCCAGUAUGACAAGAUCUUCUAACUGCACUUUGGCUGGUUUUAAGGUUUUUCCUGGUGCUAUAUAUUCAUUUUAGCGUUGGAUAUAUAGAUGAAUGUUGGAACUUCUUUUACGGUGAGGAUCCUCUCCCCCCCCCCCCCCCUCUCUCUUCCCUUGACAAAGGAUCUUCAGAGUUAUGGACUGUAUAUAUAUGUACUCUUUCCCUUCCAAUUGUGUAAAUUUAUAUGCUUAAAACCUCUUUUUGUAAAUUUCUAUUCUACUUGUCUAGGAUUUAACAGACUUCGCAGACUGAACACUCUUCAAUUCCAUAAUUUUAUCCCCAUCUUGGUAGUU